AUGAAUCAAUUUCGAGUGACCUUUUCGGAUGACGAAGAAGAAGUAAACAACCACAGCCAAUCUCAUCACUUCGUACACGAAGAGGACGAUGAUGAAGAAUUAUUCUUGGGAAGAGAGACAAAUAAAAGAGGUUUUUAUGCCGAGGAUUUAGAGGAAGAAGUUCAAGCUGAUCCGUUGUUCCAAGCAAAAAAACAUGAAUUGGAACAAAAACGAAAAUACAGGAGAUUGUCUACUGCAUUUAUUGCUUCGGUUAUUGUUGUAGCUACGCUUUUGGUGAUUUUAGGAUUUUCUAUUUAUUUUAACGUGUCAUUAUAUUUUGGAGAGAAACCACAAUCGGAAUGCCUUUUUGUUUUUAAUGAAACCUUUCCGAUCGACCCUAAAACCUUUAGAGAAACUCGUCACAAUAAUUUACUGAGAUUUUUGGAAGUUUUUGAACCAACCCAUUCAGAAGAUGAUUAUGUCAUUCAUAUACCUAAUACUGAAAGAUAUAGAUCGGAGAUGUAUUUUCUCUCUGGAAUUUCUCAAUCCUCCAAUCUUCUAUCCAACUCUCAUUUAUUCUUGUCAUUAACAAAGAAUUCAUCGAUUUUAUGUAUGAAUUAUGGCAACACCAACUCAUUUACAUUAAGCGAAGGUUCAUAUGUAGAUUUUAUUAUAUUUGGAUAUCAAUCAUGUCUUCAGGGCAUCAAAGGCCAAAAUUUCACGAAAAUAUUAAGCGUAUCUGCAGAUUUCAGCGAUUUCUUUCCAAAGAUUGAGAAUGUAACAUGGUCCCAAAAUAAUGACAUCAUUAUUACUAUUUCAACAUUAAUAGAUGAAAUGACACAACAAGACAAGAUGAUGUACCAUUACAUUUCUCGCUUGUUGGAGAAUCUAUUUACUUCUACUACAACAACGCUUUCUCAAAUGGCCAUUCCUUUUAGUGAAGAGGCAAACAAGUUCAAUGAAGAGUAUUUCAAAAGAUUAGAUUCAUGCGUAUCAAUCAAUACAAGGAUUGGAUGGCCUCAAUUUAAGGUAUUGGAGUCAUCGGUUCAAGUUAAUGGGGUGGAAAUGAAGACACUAAGUAUGGAAUCAUCAUACUCAUAUCUUAAUAAGAAAUACUCAACAGCUGACACCAUUUCACUAAAUUACAACAAUACGUUAUUUGACAAGCUAGUGAACAUCAUAGAUAGUAAUAUCGAACAAAUAGAAAAGUACAAGAUCGACGAAGGAAGGAAAGCCAUUGUUUUACAGAGUUUGAUCGAAAGAAAUACGAUGCAAAACCUUCUGAAAAUGGAGAUAGUACAGAAAACAAAUGCGUCGCAAUCUCACUCUGACUUUAUUUCUAAAUUACAAGAAGAAAACUUACCUCGACUAUUUAUUUCUGAAAUUAUGAUACAAAACGUAGAAGGAUUACCUGUAAAUAAGAUAAGCCUCAAUAAUGGCCUGAUAUUCGACUUAUCUCUCAGAUUUCCUUUUGGUGAAGAACUCAAAAAAGUUAAUACAGACUACAGUAAUUUGCUCACCAUACACACAGAACAGGUACUGAAAAGUGUUGGCUCUAAACUUUUGAAGAAAGUUAUGUUCAUUGUGGGUAACGAUGGAAUUUAUUCCAUUAAGAAAUUGUAA
Naegleria lovaniensis is the source of this 1602-nucleotide messenger RNA. RefSeq lists its product as uncharacterized. The transcript is spliced from 2 exons. NCBI's taxonomy places the organism in Eukaryota, Heterolobosea, Eutetramitea, Acrasida, Naegleriidae. The coding region runs from base 1 to 1602 and encodes 533 amino acids. The record is from RefSeq and is a predicted model, not a curated record.